GCAUCUGAGUUUUUAGCUCGGAAUCACAAGAGUUGGAAUUCAUGUCAUCUUAUGUCUGUGCAUAUUGACCGCAUUUAAACAGCGAAAUAUCAGCCUGAAUCGCGUCGACCUUUCUGGAAAACGAUCAAAUAGAUUGAUGCACCAUACGCAAGUCUACACCUUUCAACCUAAACUGUCUUCAAUAUGCAUGGGUCUCCCUCUAUGGAGGGACCUUCGAAGGCAGAUUCAGGCCCAUCGGAACAGCUUGGGUAUUCUACGCAGAAUCAAACAUUGAAUCAGCCCCUCCCCAGCAGUGAUCCAGAUUACUCAUAUUAUGAUAAUAGAUACUUAGGAGAUUCUCCUAGCUCUCUUGACCUCGGCUAUGUCUUUCCGGUUCCCUCUCCGGCUCCUCCCUUCUCUAUUCAAGGAACAACGCCUGCUCCACAACAGAGAACCUCAAUCGCCUGCAGAUAUUGUAGUAAGCGGAAGAUCAGAUGCAGUGGCCGGCCAGAUCCACCUGGUGGUAAAUGCAACAAUUGUCAAAGAAUGAAAGAAGACUGCAUAUUCUCUGGAACACCGCGUUCCACAGCCUUUGUCCCUCCUAACGUAGUACCCGGGGCCAUCUCACAGGGUGCCGGCGCUUAUAGUCCUUUCAGUCAACCCUUCGACCCAUUUCAUCAAGAAUGGCAAUUCAAGAGUCCUAGUCCCCAUUUCCAGCAAUCUAGGCAACCUGGUCAGCCCCCCAAGGGGAAAGGCCGUCCGGAAUAUGCAGAUCAGGACGUGACUAGUCAGCAACCUUUCAACCCUCAACCCAUAGCUCCAAACAAGAUUUCACAACUUUUACAGAAUGCUCCAGAAUAUGGAAAUGAUGAAUAUGAAGCAUACCGGCCAUCGCCUACCUUUCAAAACAGGCAGCGAUCACCAGGCCCCCAACAUUCGUCCAACCAGGAUUUCCAACUCGCUGAACGUUUCGCACCUCAAGAUUGGGCAAAGCCACGUGCGAAACUACAAGACCAUGAGCGGCAAGUCAAGGGCCUGUCCAUUCUGGAUGCCCCACUCCCCGAAAGCUUCUUCUCAUUAGCUCCGAAAAAACCAAUUGCGACACUACGAGAGCGUCAGCGGCAAGUUCGACUUCCGUCCGUCCUAGAUUUACCACUCCCCCAAAGUUUCGGACGUCAAGCUCGGGCAGAACCACCUGCGAUACAGCAACAACAUGAGCGCCAGGUUAUUAAGGAGGGCGAGAAGUCUGGACAUGACUUCCAGUCUAAAUUGAGGAAACAACCUGAGGUCUCGAGGGAGCCUAGCGAGCUACCUGAUGCGUCGGGGCUGAGUAUAAGGUCUCAGAACCCUUCAUGCUCGCCAACGGUAUCAUCUGAUAUCGAAGUUGUUUCAGUCUCUGGUGAUUCAGAAGGAACGGACCUACCAGACAGGAACAGUCCAGGAUUCCGGAUCUUUAACCGAGUAUUCCACCGUCUAGCCGUUCUAGGUCAGCACGAAGUGAAAUUGAGGGGUGAAUCAAGCGGAUGUAGUUCAAAGGGAAAACAGCCUGCAAAAAGCGGUUCUGCGAGUUCUUCUGGUACUAGGGAUGGGACAAGCUUGACCCGGGCGCGGAAGAAUCAACGGCAAGAUGACGACCGUGGAAACGAUGGCAGAGAUAAAAGGAACGACCCGCCAUCGAAAAGAGGCAAGAUUAGCCAUUCACAGUGCGAGGGGAGGUCACAGUUUCUGGCAUGUCCAUACUGGAAACAAGACCCUGAAAAGUAUUGGGAUUGCUUCCUGAAGAAGAACGAUACCAUCGCACACUUAAAGCAACACCUAACGCGGCGCCAUACACCGAAAUACUACUGUCAGAUCUGCUACGAAACUUUCAAAGAUUUCAGUCUUUUUGACUUCCAUGUUUUAGAGAGAUCAUGCAUGAGAGGUCCAUCCGCAAAAUUAGAAGGGAUAUCUCAGCAGCAGAAGAACAAGCUGUCAUUGAAGAGUAAGGGUUCAGUUGAACAACAAUGGUAUACAGUAUGGUCGAUCCUAUUUCCUGACACUGAUCCUCCUGCUACGAUAUACAUUCAUUCGACACAGUCCGAAGACUUUUGUCGGAUCCAAGAGUUUGCCCAACGAGAAGGAGUUGCUAUUAUGUUGGAUGAGCUAGACUCUAGUGGGCUUAUAGUCCGACAUGAUACAUCUAACCAACAACUACGAUCGACCGUACAGAGAGCUAUGGUGUCGAUCUUUAGAAGCUACUCGGUCAGACGCGAACCGAAUCUCGAAGAGGCUGAAGAGCCGAGUUUAAACCAGUGUGGCGAAUCAGCCUAUGGGACAUCACUUCAACAGCAAUCUCCUCCGGAAAGCCAGACAGGUCAGGCUGAUCCUAUCCUCAUCGACCUGAACCAGAUGAUGGCGGACGACACAGAUAAUUCUAUACUUGAAAGAUUCAAUAGGCCGAAUAGCAGUACAUGGUCACAAUUGCCAACGAUGACUCCAUGGCUUUCCAGGGAGGCUGUGCAAGAUCACAUUGAAGAGGGGCCAUGGGCCCCUACUUUCUUCGAAGAACCGGCACUCGGGGUAAGCUCUGCAAGGAAUGAUUUAGCUUUCAAUAUUGAGAGUUCGGACAUGUUGGACUUGGAUGCCUUACUGCGAGAUGUGAUAAAUACUGAAGCAUAGUCUAUAUACGAUCGCUAUUAAAAUAACUGUGGCGACUUUGAGCUUAACAGAUCCUGGGCUCGAUCUUGAACAUACCAAUUUACGCUGAGACUAAAAUUCUUCUCAUUUAUAACGUC
Molecule: messenger RNA, 2753 nt
Organism: Fusarium redolens
Lineage: Eukaryota; Fungi; Ascomycota; Sordariomycetes; Hypocreales; Nectriaceae
Exons: 2
Coding region: 184-2637 (817 amino acids)
Biological process (GO): regulation of DNA-templated transcription
Molecular function (GO): zinc ion binding; DNA-binding transcription factor activity, RNA polymerase II-specific
Source: RefSeq, a predicted model, not a curated record